UAUUUUACAUUCCCAGCACAUCUCAAUUCUGGUUAGCCACAUUCCAAAUGGACAGUGGCCACAUGUGGCUAGUGAGUACGGUAUUGGGCAGUACAGGACUAAAGCACAGGCCACGGUGAUGCCCUCCAGGUCCCCCUAUGCAUGCAAUGAACCCUCUAGGCCAAAUUCUAGGAGAGCACCAAGUGACAUCAUAAGCAAGAGAGUGUUUAGAAUUGGCUCACAUGCCCGAAUCCCAGCCGGGGUUUGCCGAUGAAGGUAACUGGAAAGCAAAGGGGAGGGCUGCGUGGGUGGGAACCUCCGUGUGCCUUAAGGUCUGGGAGCCGGAAGGAGGCCACUCGGGGGGCGCGCUUAUGCAGGAGGUAUGGGAACUUGGUGGAGGGCCGAAUCCUGCCUCAUGGGCAGGUAGGACUUUACUGGGGCGACGCUCAGGCUGACGGUUGUUCCUUCUAUUUCUUCCCUCGCCCUUCCCACCUCCCAGCGGUGGUCUUCGGUGCCUGGGCCGAGGAGGCCUGCACGCGCACCUGCCCCACCGCCUGCGCCUGCAGCAGCACGGAGCGCGGCUGCUCUGUGCGCUGUGACCGCGCCGGCCUCCUGCGGGUGCCGGCUGAGUUUCCGUGCGAGGCGGCCUCCAUCGACCUGGACCGGAACGGCCUGCGCUUCCUGGGCGAGCGGGCCUUUGGCACGCUGCCGUCGCUACGCCGCCUGUCGCUGCGCCACAACAACCUGUCCUUCAUCACGCCCGGCGCCUUCAAGGGCCUGCCACGCCUGGCCGAGCUGCGCCUGGCGCACAACGGCGAGCUGCGCUACCUGCACGCUCGCACCUUCGCCGCUCUCGGCCGCCUCCGCCGCCUCGACCUGGCCUCCUGCCGCCUCUUCACCGUGCCCGAGCGCCUCCUGGCCGAGCUGCCGGCCCUGCGCGAGCUCGCCGCCUUCGACAACCUUUUCCGCCGCGUGCCCGGCGCGCUGCGCGGGCUGGCCAACCUGACGCAUGCGCACCUGGAGCACAGCCGCAUCGAGGCGGUGGCCUCCAGCUCGCUGCUGGGCAUGAGGCGCCUGCGCUCUCUCAGCCUGCAGGCCAACCGCGUCCGCGCGGUGCACGCAGGCGCCUUCCGCGACUGCGGCGCCCUGGAGCACCUGCUGCUUAACGACAACCUGCUGGCCGAGCUGCCCGCCGAAGCCUUUCUAGGCCUGCGCCGCCUGCGCACGCUCAACUUGGGCGGCAACGCGCUGGGGCUCGUGGCGCGCGCCUGGUUCGCCGACAUGGCCGAGCUUGAGCUGCUUUACCUGGACCGCAACAGCAUCGCCUUCGUGGAGGAGGGCGCCUUCCAGAACCUCUCGGGCCUCCUCGCCCUGCACCUCAAUGGCAACCAACUCACUGUGCUGGCCUGGGCCGCCUUCCAGCCUGGCUUCUUCCUGGGCCGCCUCUUUCUCUUCCGCAACCCGUGGCGCUGUGACUGCCGCCUGGAGUGGCUGCGCGACUGGAUGGAGAGCUCCGGGCGCGUGGCCGACGUGCCGUGCGCCGCCCCGGGCUCCGUGGCCGGCCUGGACCUCAGCCAGGUGGCCUUCGGGCGCUCUUCCGAUGGCCUCUGUGUGGACCCGGAGGAGCUGAACUUCACCGCAUCCAGCCCAGGCCCGUCCCCAGAGCCAGCGGCCACCACCGUGAGUAGGUUCAGCAGCCUCCUCUCCAAGCUGCUGGCCCCGAGGGUCCCGGUGGAGGAGGUGGCCAACACCACCGAGGGGCCGCUCGACACCUCCCUGUCCGACAGCCUUCCCUCCAGUGGGCUGGUUGUCUCUGGCCACGACACCCGGUUUCUCCUCAGCUCUGGCUUCCUGCUCAGCGUGGUGUUCGUCCUAAGCAUGGACUAACCUUGCCUCACUGGGGUAGCCCAGAUGGCCUUGGCCAGUGGGGGAAGGUUUAGCUAACUGGGCUUGAGCGUAUUUGUGGUGGGGGGAGAGGGGAACAGGACGGGGGGCAGGUGUUGAUGGAAGGGACAGUUUACUUUCAGAUAUGGCUCUAGGAAGAGGAGAACCCGGGGAAAUGCCACGCGGGGGAUGGGGUGGAGGUGGGAAGAGGAAUGGAUUUCCGCUCAUGUCACAUGAGCAUCAAUUGGAGAAGACAAGCAAGAGUGAACAUGGGCCCUCCCGAGAGAAAAUUAGGAAUUGGAACCUCCUAGGGCUACAGGGCUCUCCCCCCAUCCCUUGCCCCCAUCUUCCAGGAAACAGGGACUGCAGUGCCUGAAUUAGACUGUGCCAGUUUUCCUGGUGGGACAGCCCAUUAAGCCCGGUCCCUUUGUUUUCCACUAUAGUUACCCUCCUCCUCCCGCAGGGGAAGGGGACACUAGAGUCCAGGAAGAUGGACAGAAGGAGAGAGAAGGGCGAUGUGAGAGGAACUUAGACCCAAGGGGUUGGUGGUGGUUCCAGGGGUAUGGAAUGUGUUAGGAGACAUUGAAAAUAGAAGUCUCUUUCCCUUACUCUACAGUUAUUCGGAGGGGAGGCUUUAGCCACAAAGCAGCUUUAGGGCAGGGAAGGGGGGGAAGAAGGGGGAGGGGGUUUCUAUGUACAAAAAAAGUGUGUAAAAUCCCAAGAUUUAAAAAAAAAGUUAAGUUUCUGUACUGCAGGAAUUUUUUUUAGAGUCUUUCAUAUGCAAACAUGGAUUGUGAAUCUCCAUGGAGGCCACAAAAUCCUUUUUUCUUAGGUUUUGUGGGAAGUGUUCGGAAGGCAGAAAUGCUGUUAGCAGGGCAGGGAGUCUCCAGCCUGGAUGAUCCUGUUAGAUGUGGAAAUUAUUCUGGGCCGCGCACCUUGGGGCUAAUGUCCAGGAGGCAAGGAGGCAGCCAGUAGCUGGGAAGGAGGCCGGAAGAGAUUUCCCAGGGUGGGAGUUGGCCAACUGGAAGCCCCCAGGCCUGAGUGGCAAAUUCCAUAUGUCUGCUAAAUACUUGUUCAGGCAGUUCUCCACACACAAGUAACGAUGACUGCAUCUGUCAACAUGCUCAAAAUCCCUACUUUUAAUGUCCCAAAUUCCUUUGUCUGUAUUUGAAGAUGUGGGUUUUCAAAGCCCACAUAAUUCAGGGUGCACCAAGUUGUCAGGUCUUCAUGGUGAUAGUACUUCUUCUGUGUCUCUAGGUAAUACUAAGUAUCAGAAAUGUUGCUUCUGAGGGUAGGAGUGUUCAAAUAGAUUGUGACUAUUUGUGGUCAAUCAACCCAACGAGUCACAACCAGCAUUUAAAAAAACAAGGUAGGGGCACCUCGGUGGCUCAGUGGUUGAGUGUCUGCCCGGGGUCCUGGGAUCAAGCCCGCAUUACUGCUUCUUCCUCUGCCUAUGUCUCUGCCUCUCUCUCUGUGUCUCUCAUGAAUAAAAAAUUAAAUCUUUAGAAAAGUAAAAUAAAAACAAGAUAGAACAGGAAAGUCACAGAGUCUUAUGUGUAACAGGUAUUGUUAUAUGAAACUUUAAUUUGUAUGCAUUUGCUCAGAUGAUAUGUGUAUGUGUGUAUUCUGCAUCUGGAUCACUGAUUACAAUUUAUAUUUUAUUGUGGGCUAUUGUUAAGAAAGUUUGAAAGUCACUAAUCUGGAACAUGCAUGAUUUUUUGGAAAUUUAUUUUGAAAAGUCUCAAACCUCUAGGAAAGUUGCAAGGAUAGGAGAGUGAACACUUUGGCCAUUCACCUCAGUUUCCCAGUUGUUAUCAUUUUACUGUAUUUGCCAUAUGUAGUUUGAGUUAGUUGUAAACAUCACAGCCCUUCACCCCUAAGAACCACAGCAUGUAUUUCCUAUCAGGAACGCUAUCAUUGGUAGGAUACUAUUAUUUAAAAUAUACUCUGUAUUGAAAUUUCAA
Canis lupus familiaris (dog) is the source of this 3827-nucleotide messenger RNA. RefSeq names its product nyctalopin (gene NYX). Gene Ontology annotation, molecular function: protein binding. The record is from RefSeq and is a predicted model, not a curated record. The transcript has a single exon. Gene Ontology annotation, cellular component: extracellular matrix. Bases 250 to 1866 code for a protein of 538 amino acids. Lineage: Eukaryota; Metazoa; Chordata; Mammalia; Carnivora; Canidae.